AUGAAUCAGUAUCAAAAUGAAGUAUAUGAAUCGUCAUCUCCUGCACCUUCACUGACAGAUGAUCAAUGCUCUUUAAUUGAUGAAGGUUAUUGGCAUGAUAACGAUUUGAUAUUGGCCGCUGAAUUGGGUAAAGCUCUUCUUGAUAGAAAUCGAAAAUUAGAAUUAGCUUUAGAAAAAUCAAAAAGUAUUGAACAAGAAAAAGAUGCUGAAAUUGAAUUUCUUAUAAAAGAAAUUACUAAUCUUCGUGAGUUAAGUCAACGUAAAAUGGAAUUUGUUGAUGAAGCUGAUAGAUAUAAUCAAGAAUUGGAUAAUAAUAAUCGUCAAUUGAUGCGUAAAAUUUCCGAAGAUCAACAAAAGAUUCAGCGAUUAUCAAAUACAAUAGCCAUGUUAGAAGAACAAAUUGCUGGAUUAAUGGAACGAUUAAAAAAAUACGAUAAUCAAUCACUGAUGAAAGGAACAGAAAUAAUCCAAUCAAAUUUUUCUUCUUCCACUUCAUCUCCAACUUCUACACCUUUACCAACUUAUCGACGACAUUUAUUACAAAAAAGCUCACCGACGUCUUCACCAUCAACAAUUAUAUCAUCAACUAAGAAAAUAAAUACAACUCUUAGGCCUAUUAAUACUAAAAAUUAUAAUAAUAAUAACGUUGACGUAUUAUCUUUAAAAAAUCUACAUAGAUCAACUAUUUUAAGUAAAAAUUAUGGCGGAUAUUUUCAAGAGAAAAUGAAAUCGAAACCAAUGUACAAUCAUUAUAAUAACAGAAGUAAAACUAAUCAAUAUAGUAGCACUUCGUUUCCAGGUUAUCGUGAAAAGGGUGGUUUAUUCUUUAUUGAUGAUGAAUUAUUCGAUCAACCAGAUAUUGGUGUUGCUUCUAGUAAUAAUAAUAAUAGUAUUCUUGGUGCUGGUAAUCAACUGAAAUUAUUACGAACAAAUUCUAAAUCCUCAUCCAUUUCACAAUUAACAUCUGAAAAAUCUUCAUAUGCACAAUUAUCACCAUCUAAUUUAUGUAAUAAAAUGCCUUGGAUGUUGAUGAUCAAUUCGAAGAUGACAAAUGAACAAAAAUGUACACUAUUAACUAAUCAUGAUGAUGAUGAUAAUAUUAAUGAUACAUUGAAUAUAUCUUCAAUGUUACAUCGUACAUUUAGUUGGCCUCAUUUAAAUAAAAUGUUGUUUAAUUGUGAUGAUCAUACUGACUUAUUUUGUAAUUUGGCAAAUUAUGAUCAUUCUUCACAAUAUACAUUAAAUCCUAAUAUGAAUGAUAAUUUAAUAGAUGGGAAAGAUAAUCAUGAUACAUCAAUUUCUUCAAUUAGUAACGAUUAUCAUUGUGAAGCAUUUUCUAAUGGAAAUCAAGUUAAUCCAUCAUCAGAAUCUAUGGGAUUAUCAAAUUCUCUAGUCAUUACAGAAUCUGAAGUUAAUCGGCCUAGCAGUCGUUCGUCUACACCAUCUCCAUCACAACACAAUCAUCAACAGAUACUGACUAGUGAUCUUAACAAUACUAAUAAUAAUGAAUCAAAUGAAAAAGAAAAUUCUUUUAUCACUGAAUUCAUUGAAAGUAAUUUAACAGAAACAAAAACAAAUAGAACCAAUGAUAAAUUGAAACCAAGAAUAUCUGAUCAAAUUAAUGAUUUAUUAGAUGAUAUUCAUUUUGUUAGUUAUUUAGAUCGUAUUUAUAAUCCCUAUAUACGUUCACAAUAUCAUGAUUUAAUUCAUUUAGAUUAUAAACCAGCUUAUAGGCAAUUAUUUCAUGAAACAUUUAAUUUAUUAAAAAAUGUACGUAAUAUAGAUAAUCAGAUCAAAUAA
Molecule: messenger RNA, 1800 nt
Organism: Schistosoma curassoni
Lineage: Eukaryota; Metazoa; Platyhelminthes; Trematoda; Strigeidida; Schistosomatidae
Source: the annotation of a GenBank genome assembly